AUGGAUCAACCGCACAACAUGAAGCCAGGCAAGCACUUGACGAUUGUCAUCAAGAUAGGGACAUCCUCGAUCGUGGACGAGACGACGCAUGAACCGAUUCUGUCAAUUCUCUCGCUGAUUGUCGAGACGGCCAUUAAACUACGCCGCGAUGGCCACCGGGUAGUCAUUGUCUCGUCGGGGGCCGUGGGCGUCGGCUUGCAGAGAAUGAAUAUCCCCAAGCGGCCGAAACACCUCGCACAGAUCCAGGCCCUCGCAGCAAUCGGACAAUCUCGCCUAAUGUCAAUCUGGGACUCCCUGUUCGCCCACAUGAACCAGCCCGUGGCACAAAUCCUAAUCACACGCAACGACAUCGCCGACCGCUCCCAGUACCUAAACGCACAGAACACAUUGGCUGAAGUCCUCUCGCUAGGCGUGAUUCCAAUCGUAAACGAAAAUGACACACUAGCAGUCUCGGAAAUCAAAUUCGGCGACAACGACACCCUAUCAGCGAUCGCGGCGGCCAUGGUACACGCAGACUAUUUGUUCCUAAUGACUGAUGUGGACUGUCUAUACGACAAGAACCCGCGCAAGUUCCCUGACGCGAAGCCCAUCUUGGUCGUCGACGACAUCGACGCCCUACAGGCCGACGUGUCGUCUGCCGGGUCGGCACUGGGCACAGGCGGCAUGGCGACCAAGAUUGUGGCGGCGCGCCUGGCCACUGCCGCGGGGACGUCUACUAUCAUUACAAAGUCUUCAAAACCGGGCAACAUUGCCGCUGUGAUUCGACAUUUGCAUCCCCCAACCAACAGUAGUCCUACUACUACUACGCAGUCUGAGUCUCUUCCUCCUUUACACACCCGCUUCGUCCCCUCCAGCACUCCCAUAGGCAACCGCGCCUUCUGGAUCCUACACGGCCUCGCACCCCAUGGCACAGUCUACAUCGACCGCGGCGCCAGCAACGCACUGGCCAACAAAGCCGGCCUGCUUCCUGUUGGAGUUGUCGGCGUGGAAGGGUCAUUUGCCCAACAGGAAGCCGUGCGCCUCGUCGUCGUCGACAAGCAGCCCCUCGGCAGUCUACAGUCUGCCACCGUCGACUCCGGCUCAUCGGCCGAAGGAGGAGCAGGCGGACCAGUUCUGCAGCUCGUCUCGCGUGGCGAAGAAAUCGGCCGCGCCGUCGUCAAUUACUCUUCCGCCGAAAUCUCUCGCAUCAAGGGCCUCCGGAGCUCCGACAUUGCAAAGGUCCUUGGCUACGCUGAUAGCGAGUAUGUCGCCUUUCGCGAAAAUGUCAGUCUCCAUGCCAUCCCAGAUAAGAGUCGUCCUGCCACGCCGAGCGCGCUCAAUACCCCGAAUAAAGAUCGCACGCCGGAGAGCAGUCUUGCAGACUUGAGGAGCGCUCAUUGA
Molecule: messenger RNA, 1380 nt
Organism: Exophiala dermatitidis NIH/UT8656
Lineage: Eukaryota; Fungi; Ascomycota; Eurotiomycetes; Chaetothyriales; Herpotrichiellaceae
Product: glutamate 5-kinase
Exons: 3
Coding region: 1-1380 (459 amino acids)
Cellular component (GO): cytoplasm; cytosol
Molecular function (GO): ATP binding; RNA binding; glutamate 5-kinase activity
Source: RefSeq, a predicted model, not a curated record